UAAAUCCGAACCUGAGCAAGUAAGUCUAACUAAAGUUAAUUAGUAUUAUAGAUUUUUCUUGAAGAAAUAAAAAAACAGUAGAGGGUGUAUUAUUGAUAUUUGAAGGAACUUGGGGAAAAGGGGAAAGCUGCAGGGUUUUCUGCACAGAGUGUGAAGUUGUUGUGUGUUACUGGGUUUGGGAAUUGUGGAAGACAGUAAAUAAAAGCCUGCUAGAGAAUCUGUGCUCUAAACAUGGCAAGGCAAAGGAAGUGACCAUCUACUUACACACCCCCACCUCACCAACCCAUCUCUGAAUUCUGUGUAUUUGGCAUUACAAAGGGAUCAAAUCUGUACUUCAAAUCUAGUUUUCCCGGCACCAUUUUUUGAUCCGCUACUCCAACCAAUCCCUUUCCGCAGGGACCACGAGAUUAGAUCUAGCCGUAAGAAGAAGAAUGACUGGUAGUCACACACACUUCACAGAAUCCAUAUUCGGUUUGUCUGUAAAAACUGAAAAGUGUAGACUAUAGGGUAUGGUUCUUUUGGUCUUGACUAGAAUUUCUUGUUGCAUGGGGCGUGAGAAAUUACAGUCUGGCUGGCGCUGAAGACUUGAAGUUUACUGGUAGUACACGUUUCAAACCCAUAAAAAAACUGCAAGAAUUCACUCUUUAUUCAAGAUUAUUUCUUCUUCUUCUUCUUGUUAAUGGAGUUUUGCUGGAAGAUUACAAGACUGAGGUUUAUGGGCAACAGAUUAAAUCUUCAGUUUAUUAUUUGCUGCUCGUUCUUCUUCUUCUUCUGCUGCUGUUCUUGUUUGCGAGGCAUUCACAGUGCCAGAAACCAGGAAACUAUUUUAGGAACCAGUUGUGUGUUGCCUCAUGAUGCUGAUACUUACUUGCAGAUAUUAGAGAAGAAGACCGCAGAGGAAAAUAGUAAUUGGGAUAUAGCUAGAGGGAGCAUGGGUGGAGCUAGAAGACUAUUGGGUGGGCCAGGAUCGUCGCCACCUCGUUGCACGUCAAAAUGUGGUAGAUGUACACCGUGCAAGCCUGUUCAUGUGCCAGUGCCGCCUGGAACACCGGUGACUACAGAGUACUAUCCCGAGGCGUGGAGGUGCAAAUGUGGCAACAAGUUAUACGUGCCCUAAUUCGUCGAUCACCAUCUAUCAUCCUAUUUGAAGAAAUUCCUUUGCUAUUUAGUAUAAUGAUCCAUCAUGAGGCAUAUAUUAUCAUACACAUUGACCUAAUUAAUGCGAAUUAUACUAUAAUUUAGUUAGUACUCACGACACGACAUUGCACUUUUAAGUUUUAA
Messenger RNA from Olea europaea var. sylvestris, 1281 nucleotides. Its product is annotated as EPIDERMAL PATTERNING FACTOR-like protein 5. Gene Ontology annotation, biological process: stomatal complex development; guard cell differentiation. The record is from RefSeq and is a predicted model, not a curated record. The transcript has 3 exons. Bases 680 to 1117 code for a protein of 145 amino acids. Lineage: Eukaryota; Viridiplantae; Streptophyta; Magnoliopsida; Lamiales; Oleaceae.